Rhincodon typus (whale shark) is the source of this 5857-nucleotide messenger RNA. RefSeq names its product guanine nucleotide-binding protein G(I)/G(S)/G(O) subunit gamma-12. Gene Ontology annotation, biological process: G protein-coupled receptor signaling pathway. The transcript has 5 exons. NCBI's taxonomy places the organism in Eukaryota, Metazoa, Chordata, Chondrichthyes, Orectolobiformes, Rhincodontidae. The record is from RefSeq and is a predicted model, not a curated record. Gene Ontology annotation, molecular function: G-protein beta-subunit binding. Gene Ontology annotation, cellular component: heterotrimeric G-protein complex. Bases 402 to 608 code for a protein of 68 amino acids.
CGCAACAACGCAUCCUUUUUGUCGUGCGGGGGAUACUACGGGAGGACUCCUCAGUUAUCCCGGCAGUCUCAGCGGCCUGCGCCCGGGGGUUGUUGGGAACGAGGCUGAGAAGGAGGUGAAGGGUCAGCGGUGUCGAUCAGCGGCUGGAAACGGGGUUUUAAAGAAGAAAAUUGAAAGUGAAGGACGCGGUAGCGGACUGAGAGUCGGAGGUAGCCGGCGGAGAGGGUUAUACGUAAGCAGUCCUGUUCAAGGUGUCUGAAAAAAAUCAGUAGAACAAACCUUUUAACCAGUUUCCUUUAAGAUCACCUGCAUUUAGUGAAAUUUGCACUUCAUAUCUCUGAAAAACAUCAUUGGCUUCUCAGAACCAAGUUUAGGCUUUAACUUUCAAAAUAUCGUCGAAAAUGGCUAGUACAAAUAGCAUAGCGCAAGCGAAAAGGGCAGUUCGACAGCUUAAAGUAGAAGCUAGUAUUGACAGGAUAAAGGUUUCAAAGGCUUCAGCAGAUCUUGUCCGCUACUGUGAGGAACAUGCCAAAAGUGACCCUCUGCUCAUGGGCAUUCCAACUUCAGAAAACCCCUUUAAGGAUAAGAAGCCUUGCAUUAUAUUAUAGUUAUAGAUCACCUUUGUGCUUUUCUUUUUAAACUGACCAAUAUUAGAAUAGGUGAUGCGAUUUUAAUACCCUCUGGUAUUCACAUACAAUCCAAAUUCAUGUUUCUUCCCAUGUUGGGUUUUUUAUUUUUCUCUUCACCUCCCUGUUUUCUCUUCCUGUGUCCCACCCUCCUUCCAAAAAACCCAUCAAAUUAGAUUAGAGUUGGGAACAACAUACGAAUUCAGACCAAAAAGAUGUUAAAAAUGUUUUUUGUGCCAGGAAAAAAAAUGAAGUUCGAAUGUACUGAAUAACACUUGUAUUAUGCCUUUAUAUUUACAUAGUUUCCUGUGUUAUUGCAAAAGUGUGAAAUUUUUAAACUUACAUAUAUGUUAUAAAUGCUAAACUUAGACCAUUGUCCUGAUUGUUAACCUUUUAAUGCUUUUUUCCAAUGGACCUGAAAUUGCCACAUUGGACUAGUCGUUGAACCAAAUGCUACAAUGCAGUUUACCACAAAGUCUUGAGUUGACCCCAACGUCCUGCCUGCCUGUGCUGUUGUUUAUUAUUUCCCCAUUGAUUCACCUAUAUCUAUCUGUUGAGAAAGUCCGGCGAAGUAGGGAAAGUCGCUGUUUCCCCAUUCAUUAGAACUUUAACACUGUCCCUCUACAACUUUGAAAUUACGCAUGUAUCCACGCACUUAAGUUUUAAUAAUGCGACUUCAAUCCUGCUGAAGUUCGGAGAGCUGGAUGCACAAAAAUGCCUCGUGAAAGUCUUGAUGUAGAAGAUCUGUGAAGUUUGUUAGCUUUAAACUAUAUCUGCACAAACCAGAGCUGUUGUUUGAUCUACACCUGGAAAAAUAUAAACUCUCCAGUGUACAACACCGGUCGCCUGCCACAGACCGUGGAAUGUAUAACAACCCAAUGCCCAAUUCACACAUACGAAAGAGAUAUCAGAGCCAUACACUCUAUUGCUCCUGACUCAAUUAUUGGGUUUAAGCCCCUAAAUGUUGCUAAAUAUCCAAUCACUAUUGGAAAUAGAAACCAUCACACCAGUUCUGACUCCCACCCUGUACCCAUCUUAUCUUUGUAACCUCACCAAGUUAAUUCACCUCUCUUGUCACAUUAAUGAUUUUAAUAUACAUUACUUUCAUUUCCUUCUGGGGAUUUUAUUUAAAUUUAUUAGCGUAACCUUCUAUAACCAACAUCUUCAAAACUUCAUGGAAUGGACUUGUCCAUUUCAAGCACAGUGCACCGAACCUAUGAUGGCAGUCUCUGUGUUAGUGAUGCAAUUGCAAACACAAAAGGUUUGAAGAUUGUCUGUGCAUGUGAAUCCAGGUUAGAUCUAUUUGUGUCAGUGAAAGAAAAGGGAUGUACAGAUAAAUAAAAGAAAAAUAAAUGUCCUCUGAUACACCAUAGGUGGUAGAUGGUAAUAGUUGAAUGUUGCAAAAGAUACUCCAUUAUUAAACCCAUUGGAAGCAGUUUGAGGUCAGUAAGAAUUAUACUUUGCUCAACUGGAUUAGUUUUGUGGGAAGAAAGGCUAUUUUCAAAACCAUUGGCCCUUGCUUUUAUAUUUCUAUUGGAUAAAUUUGGAUCUUUGUUUUUCAGUGGUUGCAUCAAACUGCUGUCCAUAUUCUUUUCAUAUCCUUGUAUCUAAAUUUUGGAAAUUGGCAGCAUUUUAUUUUCUAAUGUUCAAAGAAUUUUUAAUCUGCAGUAUUAAGUGGUUUUGCCUUGGAUCAACACAAUAAAGAUAAAAUACUUUUUAAAUCUUGCCAAAUGGAAAAUUUCAGUUUUACAGGAUGACUGAUAUUGUAUUGCCUGAGAACAAUGUAGAGUAGUUGGAAUGAUUAUAACAAAGUACUUUCAAGCACUCUUUUUUUUGAAUUCCAGGAUCUAGCUCCUUGCAUUUACGCUAUUAAAUCAAUUUUUAAUUGCCAUUUACAGACUUAUGAGCCCACUUUAUCCCAAGUCUGAAGAUCCGACAUCAUCUGAAAGACUAGUGGAUUUUAACAGCAUGUCCACCCUGGUACCAAAAAUGCCACUUUGGACAUGUAACCCUGUGACCUGCAGUAUUAUACAAAUGAAACUACAGUUUGAUUUGACCAUUAGAACUCUUUUGCAUCCAUAAAAAUCACCUUUUUUGUGAAACAGUAAGCAAUCUGUUUGAUACAAUUCUUUACUGAACGGUGUUGAUGUAGACCAUGAUUUAUUUCUGGUGAUUUGCAAGUGAUAUAGUUUAUUAUCAUUUUUGAGGCCAAAAUCUCCUUGUAUUUUCUGAUUUUUAACUAUGCGAAUAUUAGUUUAGCUCCUCUCGUAUGUAGUUACUAGGAUCACUUAUUUUCAGUAGAGUAUUUCCUCUAUUUACCUACAUUUCUAAUGGCACCUUUAAUGGUAAACUUCAGCACCUAUCUGUCUUUCAUUCCAAAGUUGAAUCAGAAGCGCCCUCAUGUAAUGCAGUUGUGCAAUAAACCUAAACUAAAGCUUAGUGACAUACUGAAAAUAUUCAUUAUGGUGUCACCAACAUCUUCAGUCAUUUUGAGUCUUUAGUUAGUCUGCAUUGUUUUAAUGGUAAAGUUACUGAUUUAAAUUUUAAUUUUACUUUGAAUAGAAGGAGCCGGUUAACCAUUUGAUGGAAACCAUAUACAAAAUAUAUAAAUUCAAAUUGUCAGUGCUUUUGACAUUUAUAAUUCUGCCUAAGUCACCCACCAACUUUUCUGCUUUUUUUCCUCCAAAUGGACCUCCGAUUCAUAACAAGCGAAAAGUGCCUUCCAAUUAUUUUUACUGUAUUCGGUAUUCCUUCUAGAUCCAUUCUAUUAACAUCACCUUUCCUUAUCCGACUUAAGUUUUAAAAUACUGCCUUGGAUGCAAGUUAGUCAGAUCUCCACAAAGCCAUUGUGGCUUUGUCAUCAUAAGUUCCUCAAGGGAUAUGAAAAACUUCGCAUCCUUUCAGAGCUUAAUGAAGAUAUUGUUUCCUUCAUGUUAAAAGAAAAGCAUCAAGUUUCCUCUCUAUUUCUAUGAGCUGAAUCAAUGGAAAAUGUAGAAAUGCAUGCUGCUUUCAUAAAACAUUUUACAGCCUCCUAUUUUAAAUUGAGAAAAAUGUUCCCAUUUCUUAGAUAGCUAUAAUAACUGAUUUCUAAGACUACCCACCAGUGGUUGUUCUCAACACUGAAUUAAGAAGCAAUCAUUUAUUGCAGCAGCAAAUAUUUCAUGGGGGCUUUCCCAUCCCUUUUUGGGCUUCCUUCUUGUUUUGUCAACCUUAGAAAGUGAAUAACUGAAAUCCCCCGUCAUCAUCCCACUGAGUUGGCUGCAAAGCUGUAGAUCGAUUUCUCGUUUCUUUGCAGCAUAGGAAGCACUUUGAUAUUUAUGCAAAUUACAGUUGAAGCUGGAGUAUUUUCCAUGUUAUUUCUGGCACUUUGUGAUAUCCUGUCACCAUCACUGUUACUACUUUCCUGACAAGGAUCGUCCUUCCACCUCAUUCCACUAACUUGCAUAUUCUUAGCAUUUCUAAGCAACAUAAUUUGAGAAACAAACCCAACAGAAAAUUCAAACUCAUGACUGAGGAUCAAGUUUAUCACUUGAGUUAAAGAAUACACUUGCAACUAUUUUAAUCUUAGAGGUUUUCUUAAAAAAAAAAAUCACUUGAUUUUUUUUAAAUACUAGCCAAAUUCUUUGGGAGAUGUCAUUUAUUAAGUUGUAAAGUAUAGACUUAAAUAUCUUAUGGCAAUUUUAUUUAUUAUACAAGUCCACUCUUCCUUUUCAUUUGAAUUAUGCUGCAAGUCAUUUUUGAAUUUGAAUGGUUCAAUAUUGCUUAAAUUAGAAAAUUGUAAAUAAAAUUAAAGUUGUUAUCUUUAACCAUAUAUUUUCUCAUGAUUUCAGACUUGUUCUUACUAGAUAAGUUGACUCUAAUUAAUGAUCUGUAAAUUGACACCUGAAUGAAGAGGACUGGCUAUCAGCUAUGCUAAGAACGUGGCUGAACCUCUGUUUUCAUGCCUUAAACAGAUAUGUUAUCUCAUUUUGUUUAAGUAGAGAGAGAAAAGGUGUUUGCUGAGUUAUAUUUUACAUGGGUGAAAAAUUUGAUGUACAAGUCCAGCUUUAAAUGCCUCACAUUGAAGGAAAAGUAUGAAGUUUCAGAAGUUUGCGUACAAACUAUAACUAUCAAAAGCCUUAUUUAUGCCCAUGAUGAAGAAAAUCUUAAUUGCCAUGCUAAUAAUAAUUGUGCCAUAGAAUUUAAAAGCUGCACCUUUUAAGAAAUUUGAAGAUCUAUCAUCCAUGGUCAAAAACCAACAACAAGAUUGUUGGAAAGUGGACAAUAAAUCCUAGCUUGAAUGCAGUACAUAUUAGACAUUUGUGUUUUCACCUCUAGAAUCUAGGUUUCAGUCUAGUUCAGGGUGGUGUGAUGUCUCUCUGCAGAUUUAAGAAUUGUGAAAUUUCAGUUUAAUUCAAGAUGGAUGUGAAUCUGAAGUUCAACAUUGUUGCCUAACAUAUUCCAAGAUUGUAAAGAUGACUGAAAUUUUAAAACUCAUACUGGCAUAUUUAGUGGUUAAGAUAUAUUAGGGCACUAUAUUUGCCAUGCCCAACCUUGGACAUACUUGUUUGGAACACCUGUUCCAAUAAAUAGAAUACUGUCUUUUCCAAUAUGGAUAUUCCUCUUUGAUUGUCCAAAAUAGUUCAAAAAGUAAAACCUGUACACAAGAUAAGUAACUCUAGAACUUGAGUCUGUUUAUAUUUAUACAUGAGGACUGCUUGCUAAUCAGAACUUAUAGCCAUGACACAACAUGCUGCACAGAGGUGAUGUUUAUUUUAUGCCUCAGAAUUUACAUACAUAUUUACUAUUUCAUGUUUUAGAUGAAAUCUCACAAGCUAGUAGUAAGAAAGAAAGCAUUUUGUUAGGCACUGGUCUUUAUCAGUAUGGUAUGGAGUAGGAAGCCUGAGUUGUUGUAUAUUCAUUUAACCUGUCAAUAUUGUCUUUCUACCUUGGACCUAUUUUCUUCCUUUGAUUUAAUCCAUGUGAAAAAAAUUAAGUUCUGCUUUACAGACCAGUUUCUAUUUGCCUUUAGAAGCUAAAGAUCAGUACUACUAUUUGCAAUUAAUUUUAUAUCAAACUACUUGCCAACACAACAAAUUGUUAGACAGCAAAUAAUUUUGUAUGUUUUUGUCUUUAUUUCACUAAUUUCACUUUGUGAAAAAGAAAAUGCUGAAAUUGUUCAAUGCUGUGAAUGUGUUCAGUAUUGUGGUUCCAGUUACUCUGCAUUUUAGUAAUAAACUCAUUGCAUUUUA